This is a messenger RNA of Plasmodium gonderi, 1088 nucleotides long. RefSeq names its product variable surface protein. Lineage: Eukaryota; Apicomplexa; Aconoidasida; Haemosporida; Plasmodiidae. The record is from RefSeq and is a predicted model, not a curated record. The transcript is spliced from 2 exons. The annotation marks the transcript as partial.
CUUCAAAAAAAAAGUAUGCUAGUUUCAAUAAUGGUAAUGUGGGCUGUGACCAUAUACAUUUUUACAAUCAUGUAAAAUUACGUCUAGAUAAAGAGUAUUGGAUGAAGGACGUUUCUAACGAAAUACUUAAGGCUUUAUGUUAUGUAUAUAAUACAUAUAAUCAAGAGAACUUUAAUAGUGAUGAUUGUUAUUACCUAUAUCAUUGGUUAAAUGAUAUAUUAUAUACUAAUAUAAGAUUUCAAUUACAUACUAAAAGUAUUAUAACAGUACUUGAGUUUUUACUACAAAGUAAUAAUGGUCUUAAUAUAUGUAAGAAUAUUGAAUAUAAUAUCAAUAACGAAAAUUAUAGGGAUAUUAAGAAAUUAUUUGAUUUUUCGAAAGACUAUGAUGAUCUUUCAAAAUAUUUUAGUACGGGUCAGAAAAUUUGUAAUAGUGACUUUAAAAAUUAUCUGGAUGAACAUAUCAGAAUUUAUAACGAGUUCAAAGAUAAGUGUGAAAAUUUAAAGAGUGAGAAUACGACUUGUAUAUUUUUUAAUAAAUAUUUUCAAGGUAAGACCGUAGAAGACUUAUCUAAAUGGAAAUUCACAUUAGAAGGAAAUGGUCAUAUUUACUCAACACAAGAAGAAAAACAUACAAUAUUAAGACAACCAAAUGAACAAGGAGUAAAAACACUACAGACACAUGCAGUUGUAAAUACAGAUAAUAAGGGAAAAAAUGAACAUGAAAAUGUAAAUCAAUAUGCAAAUAUUAAAGCAGAUAAACAAGAUUUAAAACAUCCAGAACUGGAAGAUUUUGUUUUUACAACAGAAAAUCCAGAAUUGAGUGCCAUUAUUGAUAUUUCAGGUAGUCCUUCAGAUUCAACCUCAAAAAGUAUGGUAAUCCCUCCUUUAGCUAUAGGAAUUUCCAUUUUUUCUAUUAUAUUGUGCAAAGUAUUUACUCCCAUUGGGUAUUGGUUAAAAAAAGCAUUACUGGGGAAAUCUAAAAGGAAACAUAAUAUUAUAAUGCAUAGGAAUAUAAUAGAAGAUUAUUCGAUUUCUGAAGUUUUAGAUUCACCGAGAAGGUUUAAUAUAAAAUACAGAAAUAUAUAA